Messenger RNA from Punica granatum (pomegranate), 1483 nucleotides. The record is from RefSeq and is a predicted model, not a curated record. NCBI's taxonomy places the organism in Eukaryota, Viridiplantae, Streptophyta, Magnoliopsida, Myrtales, Lythraceae.
UUCGAAGUAUUAAAGGUUGUUCUUUGUUGGUCUCUUGAAGAUGCUUCAACCGAUGGAAAAUGGUGCUACACCGUGUUCUGGGUCGUCGGGAAGCCUAAUACGAGGUUGGGUCUAUUGAAGGAGAGGCUAGUCGAAGUAUGCCCCACUUUUGCUUCCGCGUCUGCGAUCUCUUUCUUCUACAGCUCUCAGAUUCAGUCCCCGAGGCCUCCCGAUGUCUUCCUCUUGAAGUUCUGCUGCUAUGACCAGAGAGGCCUUCUACAUGACGUAACAUGGGUUCUAUCAGAACUGGAGCUUACAAUCAAGAAAGUUAAGGUCUCCACAACCCCGGAUGGGAAAGUGAUGGACCUGUUCUUCGUCACUGAUAGCAGGGAGCUCUUGCACACGAAGAAGAGGAAGGAUGACACCAUCGACCACCUGAGAAGUGUUAUCGGGGAUGCGAUGAUAAGCUGCGAGAUCGAACUGGUGGACUCCGAAGUUGCGUCAUGCUCACAGGCUGCUGGCUUUCUUCCCUCUAUAAUCACUGAGGACAUGUUCCAAAGGGAAAUGCCUCUGAAACCGCUCGAUGGCUUGAGCACAUCUGAGAAUGUUUCCUUAACGAUAGACAACCUGCUUAGCCCUGCUCAUACGCUUGUCCACAUAUGUUGCCAAGAGCGGAAAGGGCUUCUUUACGACAUAAUGCGAACACUGAAAGACUUCAACAUUCAAAUUUCUUACGGGCGCUUCUCGUUGAGACAAAGGAGGAGCUGUGAGAUCGAUCUCUUCACAAUGCAAGCAGAUGGAAAGAAGAUUGUUGACCCGAGCAAGCAGAUGGCAUUAGCGUCCCGCUUAGAGUCGGAGCUCAAUCAGCCUCUAAGAGUAGCAGUAGUGAGUCGCGGGCCUGACACAGAAUUGCUAGUGGCCAAUCUUGUGGAGUUAUCAGGGAAGGGACGGCCGCUUGUCUUCUAUGACAUAACCUUUGCUCUCAAGAUGCUCAACACCUGCAUCUUCUCGGCGGAAAUCGGGAGGCGCAUGAUUGGGGACAGGGAAUGGGAAGUUUACAGAGUCCUGCUUGAUGACAGGGAAGGGGAAGGCCUCUCCGUUCCUCAAGUCAAGAUCGAGGAAGAAGUUUGGAAGACGCUGAUGGGCUGGGAUUGAUCACCAUGGAUCCAAAACUAUGCCUCACGUCUUCACAUCCAGUGCAAUUUCUUAACUGGUGGACGCUUUCUUCUGUCAGAAUGACUAGUAAAGGUGGCAAGCUCGUAUAAAAGAGAGUCGAGAAGACGAAGAGAUCCGCUUUUACUCUAGAGGGAUAAUCGGUUUGAUUUCAGUUUAUACUUGUUUCAAGUACAUACUGCAAUGGGCUUGCUAUGGUCAAGAGCUAAAGAUGGUUGUUAAGCUGGCAGUUUCUCUUUUAUCUACUGUGUAAUUUGUACAGAGUUGUACAUAACUUCUGUAUUUAUACUAGCAGGUCGUAUAUAUAAAAAUAUCCAAGUAUUACGAACCA